UAAAAAAGAAGAAGAAAAUUUGACGUGAUUAUAUAAGUAAACGUAUAUGUUUAUAUAAAUAAAUGUGAUAAAAUGUCUGUAAAUAUUCGAAGACAAGUAUUAAAAACGUUUAAAGAAUUACAUAAAACUAGAAAAACAGUAUUCCAAGGUGAUUUAACCGCUUUAAGUGAAGCUAGGAAAAGAAUAAACGAAGAAUACAAAAAAUGUAAACACGUUACGGAUCUCAAAGCUAUAGAAGAAUUGAUAAAAUAUUCUCAAGAUGUAGAAAGAGAAUUGAGGACAACAGUGAUACAAGCUAGAGAAGUUAAACCUGGAAUUUAUGAAGCUAAAAUAACAAAAGAUACAGUGAAAUUAGACAAUAUACCUUUCAGUGAAUGUGCUAGUAAACAAAAAGGUUAAAAAAAGGAUUUUGGAUUAAUAAAUACAGACUGGAUUGUUAGGUAUUGUGUUAUUGUGAUUAUAAUUAGAAAAUAAAUCAUUUUUUAUCAA
Molecule: messenger RNA, 489 nt
Organism: Diorhabda sublineata
Lineage: Eukaryota; Metazoa; Arthropoda; Insecta; Coleoptera; Chrysomelidae
Product: complex III assembly factor LYRM7
Exons: 1
Coding region: 73-399 (108 amino acids)
Biological process (GO): mitochondrial respiratory chain complex III assembly
Source: RefSeq, a predicted model, not a curated record